Molecule: messenger RNA, 3422 nt
Organism: Cuscuta europaea
Lineage: Eukaryota; Viridiplantae; Streptophyta; Magnoliopsida; Solanales; Convolvulaceae
Source: the annotation of a GenBank genome assembly
GAAAUGUGCGAGUGAUCAGCUUUUUCACUCUGAGCUGAGCGUUGAUGGGGUCAGCCGAGAACAACUGUAACAAACCUAAUCGUCGGAAAAUCUGAAAACAAACGCCGGAGGGAUCCUGCUCGCGCCCGACAUGGAAUUGUGCCCUUGUUUGUCGCGCCGUGCUUAAUAGGUCUUCUGCAUUAUUAAGCAUCAUAGGAGGCAAGUUCUAUUGUGCAUUUAUUAUUUCGUUGCUUAAGAGUAGAUUCUUUUCCAAUGGCACGAAAACGGAUGAAACCCAAUGAAGCUCCGCUAAACCGAACCUUGUGUUGGCGUGAGGAACUGGCAGAGAGAAGUCAAAAGCUCUCUUCAGUUUUAGAUUACAGCGAUCCCUAUUGCAUGUCUAAUUUAUGGCAUAGCAUGGACUGUGGGAAGUACGGGAGUGUGACAAAAGAGAUUGAAGAGCUUUUGUGUCAAAGCAGAAACUACAUUCACUCAUGCUAUGCAAGGGAUCCUUCACUUGCCAGUAAAAUCAUUGAGCUGGAAAACAAUUUCACCACAGAGGGUAGGGGAGGCCAAGAUGGUACUGGUGUAAUAGAUUUGGAGGAUGAUCAUGGUGCUGGGAAUGUUCCAAUUGCUCGCUUUGUGCCUCCUGCUCAGCUUGUCCCUUCAGCUGGCCCUCUUGUUAUCAUUGAUUCAGAUGAUGAAGACACCCUGACGCUUAAUUGCACGUUCCAAGGAAUACAUAAUGAGAACCCCCAAUUGGAGCAUAUGAAUAACAGUGGGUUCUUUAUUAAGACUUGUGAAUGCAUUUACCACCUUAUCCUCAACUUUUACAUGUAGAACCCCCAAUUGGAGCAUGGACCUAAAGCUUUGGCAUUAAGGUCUUUUCAGAGUACAGCUUACGUAGAUGCUUCUGCUGAUGCAUUAAAUUAUGCUAAACAUGGACUGGAUUCACCUGGAACCAAGAUGCUUAUAGAAAGUGAAAAUCCUGCUCUUCAAACUGAAAAAAGCAAGGACAAGGGCUCCUACGUUGGCGUAGAGGAAGAUUCAGAAACAGAGGAUGGAGAUGGAGAUAAUUGUGACGGGUUAGAUGAUAUAUGGAAUGAAAUGUCGUUUGCUAUAGAAUGCUCAAAGGACAUGACUGUGGAUGCUUCAUUAGAUGGGGAUGCUGAUGAAAAUGAAGGAUGCGAUCAUUCCUUCAUCUUAAAAGAAGAUAUUGGCUCUGUUUGUCGUAUUUGUGGAGUUAUUAAGAAAAGCAUAGAGAGCAUAAUUGAUUAUCAGUACUCAAAGACUGUAAAGAGUGCAAGAACUUGUCACUAUGAAAGUCGAACAACCAAGGAUUCAGGGACUAGUGAGAAUUUACCCGAGGUCAUCACAUCAUCUCAUGAACUUGCAGUAGCUGAUAUAUGUGCUCAUCCAAGGCACAAAAAACAGAUGAAACCCCAUCAAGUUGAGGGGUUCAAUUUUCUACUCAGCAAUUUGGUGACUGAUAACCCUGGGGGAUGCAUACUGGCACAUGCUCCUGGAUCUGGGAAGACUUUUAUGAUCAUAAGCUUCCUGCAAAGUUUCAUGGCAAGAGAUUCUUCGGCUAGGCCUUUAGUGGUGCUACCUAGAGGAAUACUGUCCACGUGGAAGAAAGAGUUUAUUAGGUGGCAAGUGGAGGAUAUCCCACUCUAUGAUUUCUACUCUGUGAAAGCUGAAAAUCGAGCUCAACAGUUGGAAGUUCUAAAGCAAUGGUCCGAUGAAAGGAGCAUUCUAUUUCUAGGCUACAAACAAUUUUCAGUAAUUGUGUGUGACCAUGAUAUAGGCGAUGCUUCAAGAGCCUGUCAGCAUAUUUUGUUGAAUCGCCCGUCAAUUCUCAUUUUGGAUGAGGGCCAUACUCCAAGGAACCAAGAUACUGAUGUUUUGACUUCACUGGAAAAGGUGCAGACGCGUCGCAAGGUUGUUUUGUCUGGUACGCUUUAUCAAAACCAUGUAAAAGAGGUCUUUAACAUACUUAACCUUGUUCGUCCGAAGUUUCUGAAGUUGGAAGAGUCUAAGGCUAUCAAGAGGCGAAUAUUGAGCAGAGCAUCCAUUUCCAACAAAAGAACCAUGGUAAAGAAGGGCUCAGAUAACGACUUCUUUGAGUUAGUGGAGCACACAUUGCUGAAAGAUGAUAAUGUCAAAAGAAAGGCCACAGUUAUACAAGAUCUAAGAGAGAUGACAAGGAAAGUUCUUCAUUACUACAAGGGAGACUUUCUGGAAGAACUCCCAGGACUCGUGGACUUCACUGUAAUCCUGAAGCUCCAUCCUAAGCAGAAGAGUGGAGUGGGUGAAUUGAAGAACUUACGAAGAAAGUUCAAAAUUAGCGCGGAAGGCAGUGCAUUAUAUGUGCACCCUCAGUUAAUGAGUCUCUCCAAACACACUGUUAAAGAAAGGGUUGACGUAGGGAAGAUUGAUAUGAUUCUUGAUAAUUUGGAUUCACGCGAGGGAGUAAAGGCCAAGUUCUUCCUAAAUCUUCUGGCGUUGUGCGAAUCGCACGGAGAAAAACUCUUAGUUUUUAGCCAGUACCUAUUACCUCUGAAGUUCCUGGAGAGAUUGACCAUAAAGGUCAAAGGCUACAGCGUUGGAAGGGAAAUUUUCAUGAUCACUGGAGAUUCAGAUAACGAGGUGCGUGAAUCUUCAAUGGAACGGUUCAACACAUCUGCAGAUGCACAUGUUUUCUUUGGCUCAAUCAAAGCCUGUGGUGAAGGGAUAUCGCUUGUGGGCGCAUCCCGUAUCAUAAUAUUGGAUGUACACUUGAACCCUUCAGUGACCCGUCAAGCGAUAGGCCGUGCAUUCCGGCCCGGUCAGCUAAAGAAAGUGUACACAUAUAGGUUGGUGGCUUCUGGCACACCAGAGGAGGAAGACCACACGACCUGUUUCCGAAAGGAAUCUAUAGCAAAAAUGUGGUUUGAGUGGAAUCAAUACUACGGCCUUGACGAUUAUGAGUUGGAGAAGAUGGAUCCAAAGCAAUGCGAGGAUGAGUUUCUGGAAACAGAAAGGUUUUCUGAUGACAUUGUUGCUCUCUACAAAAGGUAAAAGGCAAGGAAUAGACCGGUUAAUUUAGCAAUGGAUUCACAUUUCUUGGGCUUUAUUGUGUUGCCAGAUAAGUGACAAUGUGCAGUAAUUUGCAGUAAUUCGACUGAUCAUAGAUAGGUUGGUUUAAGUUAGGUCCUUCUAACCUUUUGUAGUCUAUCGCGCAUGUAUCUAAGUAUGAACAAUCAAGUCUCAGGUUAAUAUGACUACUUUUGAAUGGGGGAUUCUGUGCUGAACUGUUGAUAUCUUGAAAUAGCUGAUUGAUUGACCUAUACAAAGAUAUCAUUGAUAUCUUGAAUUAGCCGACCCCAAAUUCUUUUGGGAUUAAGGCUUGGAUGUUGUUGUAUUGACCUAUACAAAGAGUUUAAUGAUGUCUGGUUUUACCC